UUAUCCCAUUCUUCACGUUCCUAUGCUGGGCAACACUAUAGAAAAUAAAUGUCGGCUGUUGUACCGUCUUCUCCUGAUCCAAGACUCGUCCAGUCACUUCUGGAGGACUCGUGCUUAUCUGGAGGAGGAGGAGCCAAUUGUAACGUGAAUUACAGUAUUGUCAAGACCGAAAUGAUGGCAUCCGAAGAAAAUCCGACUUCACAUUACGAUAACUCUAGCCCCUGUUACACCCUUCUACAGCCCAUGCAGCGGAACCCAAGUCCUGUUUUGAUGGCUGGAGUCUCAGACGAUCAGAUUCCAAGACACUUCGAAAGGUCGCCACCACCUCUAGUGUACGACGAUCCAAUGCAAAAAUGCUUUCAGAACUCCCCAAGAGGACCAGGGCUUAAAAUUGAAACACAUUUUGAAGAUAUUUCUCCUACUGUACCGCCACCACACGCGGGGUACAUGUCGCAGUCCGGACAUCAACCAGACAAUUUUGAGGAAUCUGUUUUGCGGGCACUCCAGGAGGAGAUCGACCACAUUUGCCAGAUUCUUGAAAUUUGUCCAGAUCCCACUAAAUGGACAAAUCAAGAGGUGAACAAAUGGAUCGUAUGGUACGGGGAUCAGUUUGGUGCCCCUCAGGGGAUUACUGACAGAUUCCGUAUGAGUGGGGAGGAGCUCUGCCGCCUCACUCUGGAGGACUUUAAACACAGAUCUAAGGAUGCAGGAGCUAACUUUCAUGCUCAGCUGGAUGUUUGGAAAAAUGCUUGUAAAUUAUCCUCGAGAAGAGAGCAAAUGCCCGUGGCACCGUCGGCCCAUUACUAUAACUACAGACAAAACAGUGUAUCGUCCCCGACGAUUAGCGAAUGUAGCGAGGCUUCGGGGGCCGUGAUGAGGAGGGACGAUUACAUAUUCCAUCAAUCCUCCUCGACUGAGUAUCCCACAUCCUCCAACGCCAUGCAGCAGCCGGUGGGGUAUCAUCCUGACUACCCAUCUCAAAACGAGGCAAUGUCGUCAUACUCCGAUUACUACAGUUAUACGGAUUAUAACUACUAUGACAGUCACCCAGAUACAUCUUACACACAAACUGAUGAUCUCCCAGGCUACCCUGUAGAAUACCAACAGAAGCAGACGAUACAUCUUUGGCGCUUCCUGAAGGAACUUCUGCUUCAGCCAGAGAGAUAUGAUAGGUACAUCCGAUGGGUCAAUCGUCAAGAAGGGAUCUUCAAAAUCGAGGACUCCCCAAAAGUAGCCAAACUCUGGGGUAAGAGAAAAAAUCGACCAGCAAUGAACUACGACAAAUUAAGUCGCUCAAUACGACAAUAUUACCGUAAAGGCAUCAUCAAGAAAACCGCCAACUCCAAACGCCUCGUCUACCAAUUCUGUCCAGCCUAUCUGUGAUUUAUAAACUGUGUAUUCUAUAAAUAGUAUUGCAUUUGUGGUUGUGAUACGAUUCAAGCACUGUGAUAUUAAAUCUAAAAUGCCUGUUUUGACCAUAAGAAGUCUUUUCACAACAUAUCAAAACCAC
This is a messenger RNA of Saccostrea echinata, 1510 nucleotides long. Its product is annotated as DNA-binding protein D-ETS-4-like. Gene Ontology annotation, cellular component: nucleus. Lineage: Eukaryota; Metazoa; Mollusca; Bivalvia; Ostreida; Ostreidae. Gene Ontology annotation, molecular function: DNA-binding transcription factor activity, RNA polymerase II-specific; sequence-specific DNA binding. The transcript is spliced from 4 exons. Gene Ontology annotation, biological process: cell differentiation; regulation of transcription by RNA polymerase II. Bases 49 to 1383 code for a protein of 444 amino acids. The record is from RefSeq and is a predicted model, not a curated record.